UCUGCGAUGUGGACGAACUGGAAAAACAUCUCCUACCCAGGAAGAGUGGAGAAUAUUUAAAUCUGCUACCGUUUUCUUCAUUUCCCCUGAACAUUUGGAACGUAACCUCUGAAGAGAUCCGUCAUCUCCGCUGAAAGAUGAUCCAUCUCUAGAAAAACUCCUCACACCGCUUUGCGUGCCCCGUUCUGACCUUAUGAGGUUUAAUCAAAGACUCUUUGCCAUGGUCCUCUCUGUUUCACUUCUGAUCCUCUUCUACUUGACCAUAAGUCUAGAGAAGAUCAAUACCACCAGAGUAGCAAACUUCUCAAAGCAGGUGAACUUCACAUCAUCCCCUGUGAACCCUCACCCCCCAGUGAUUUCUGAAGACUUGAGGAAGAUCAUCCCUCAAGACGUUACAUACUGGAACCGCCUGUUUUACUCGGCAGUGACGAACAUUGAGGAUAAUGACAACCCUUCCAGGAGAGCGUACCCCUGGUCGGCCUGCAAGGAGGAGAACCAGGAGGUUCUGAGAAUAAACGUUCAUGACUUUGAUUCCUACCCUCCACUAUUCCAGACUUACCUGAAGGGCAUAAGCUGCAGAUCUCCUCCGAUCCUAAUCAACCAGCUCAGGAAGUGCAACAACCACACCUUCCUGCUUUUUGCUAUCAAGUCAUCCCCCGCAAACUUCGAGAGGAGACAGGCGGUGCGGGACACUUGGGGUCGAGAUGGGGUAUACCAGAACGGACGGAGGGUGCGCUCGGUGUUCUUCCUUGGCAACUACCAGCCCGAUGAUCCAAACCUUGGCGCACUGCUGUCGUUCGAAGCCAAACACUUUGGAGACAUCCUGCAGUGGGACUUCCACGAGUCCCUCCUGAACCUGACCCUCAAAAUGGACAUGUUUCUCCAGUGGACAGCGAGAUACUGUCCACUGGUGUCCUUCGUCUUCAGUGGGGACGAUGAUGUUUUUGUCAACACUGACGGACUGAUCCGAUACCUGGAGUCUUUAGACGCCUCUCAGGCAUCUCAGCUGUAUGUUGGACACGUCUUGGAAUCAGCAAGUCCAAUCAGGGACCCAAGAAGCAAAUACUACAUUCCUCCGACCUUCUACAGCGGGCCCUACCCUGCGUACACAGGUGGAGGAGGGUUUGUCAUCUCCGGAGAGUUGAUACAGUCUCUUUCUUUUGUUUCGAAGCUGUUUCCUCUGUUCCCCAUAGACGAUGUUUACAUGGGUUUGUGCAUGAAGGCACUUGGAAUCACCCCCAAGUGGCAUGAAGGAUUUCAGACCUUUGACAUCAGGAAACAAGAUCGCGGAAAUGUUUGUGUCCACAAGCAGAAUCUCCUCAUACACCAACGAUCCCCAAGGGAGAUUGAAGUAAUGUGGAAGAACAUCCACAACCCCCUGGUGUCUUGUUGAACUGAUGGAUCACCUGCACUAGUUUCCUUUCUUACAAUCUUACAACAGAUGGCUUUGGGGGAAUGUUUUCCGGUUACAGUUUUAGCUGGGUGAGGUUCAUGACUGGCACUCCACCAGAGUUGGAUGUACAAAUCCAACAUCUAAUAUUGUAAUGCUUGUAUUUCAGUUUUGACCUUAACUAAUGUAAGAUUUCAAUUAAGCUUUGAUCAAUUAAAAUUCAACAACAUUAUGGCAAGAAAAAUAAAACAUUUAAUAUGACUUUUUAAAAUUUUGUCUUUUAUUUUUAAAAAUCCGACAGCUUCAAUGGGGAUGAUUGUCAAGAAGAAGAGCAACCUUGAACGGUUUUAUUCCAAGUUCUGACUGGAUUUUUCUUCUUCUUCUUCUGUUUGGUGGUUGGCAAACAACAAAAUUGGUGCAUUACUGCCACCGACUGGUCCGGAGUGUGGACCAGAAUGUCACUCAAGAAUUACAUUUUGUUAUACAACUGUUUAAGGUAACAAAAUAUUAUCAGAUAAAUUUUACUUUUCAAGUUAUCUCUACUUAAAUGAACUAAAUAUCUUUUAACUUUAAUUCUAUUUAAUUUUGGAUCAAUUGUUGUCUUUCUUCCUCAUAAGUUUGCUGACUUUGAAGAAGAGCACAGUUUGUCCUUUUGGGCUCUACAAACAAAAAGGCACAUUUUAAUAAAUUCAAGUAGACAAAGAUGAACAGAUGGACAUAGAAUUACAUCUCAUCUGCCCUUUCCUUUAAUAUCAUGUUGAUUUUUAAAUAAAUACUUGAAGACAACCAAUGUUCUACAGUUUAUUUUAACAGAUCUACAGUAUUGAGAAAAAUGACUGUGUAACAUCAUCUCAACAAACAAAAACUAACGGAUAAACCCAAUGACACACGAGGAAACCUGCUUAUCAGCUGUUGAAAGGGAAAGAUGCAAUGACAAAUAGAGGUCAACUCUCCGUAAUACAUCCUGCUUUUCAAUUUAAUUAAUCUGUUUGAUCUGGAUUUUUAAAAAAGUAGGGCUGGGCGAUAUGGAUUCAAAAUAAAAU
Messenger RNA from Xiphophorus couchianus (Monterrey platyfish), 2433 nucleotides. RefSeq names its product UDP-GlcNAc:betaGal beta-1,3-N-acetylglucosaminyltransferase 2, like (gene b3gnt2l). Gene Ontology annotation, cellular component: Golgi membrane. The record is from RefSeq and is a predicted model, not a curated record. Gene Ontology annotation, molecular function: protein N-acetylglucosaminyltransferase activity. Gene Ontology annotation, biological process: protein O-linked glycosylation; poly-N-acetyllactosamine biosynthetic process. Bases 194 to 1393 code for a protein of 399 amino acids. The transcript is spliced from 2 exons. Lineage: Eukaryota; Metazoa; Chordata; Actinopteri; Cyprinodontiformes; Poeciliidae.